AUGAACAGGGUGAAGGAUGCCCUCUUCGCAUCGUUGCAACAUAUGGGCGUAUUUGCGUAUGGUCACGAAUGCAGGGUCAUUGACUUGUUCUGUGGCAGCGGUUCUGUGGGUUUGGAGGCGCUUUCGUAUGGUGCCACGCACUGCACGUUUGUCGACGUCUCCAUUCAAUGCUGCAAGGCAACAUCUCUGAACGCGUUGCACUGCAAAUUCGAGGACAAGGAGUCCAUCACGUCGCCUUGGCUGCAUUCAAUAACAGAUACUUUUGAUUUGCUGUUCGCAUGCCCGCCCUACGAGGAGAUAGUGUACAUGGAUUUAAUGAAGCAAAUCGCCAACACAACACUGCUGAAGCCCAACUCUGUCGUUGUUGUGGAAUACCCGCGCGAAAUCGCGUAUUUACCCUGGAACAUUGAAGACGGCAAGCUGCUUGGAUAUCGCAAUCGCAAGUAUGGUCGCACUGUUGUGGCCAUUUACUGCUACAAACCAAAAGGGACUCUGCUAGAGGCGUGCAAAAAUGCACAAAAAGAAUUUGUACCAACCACAUAUGUGCGCAAGCGGCUGAAAAUUGAGGGAUUUAUAGCAAAGGAGAGUCCAGAUGCGCCUGCCAUUAUUUGA
Molecule: messenger RNA, 612 nt
Organism: Babesia bigemina
Lineage: Eukaryota; Apicomplexa; Aconoidasida; Piroplasmida; Babesiidae
Exons: 6
Coding region: 1-612 (203 amino acids)
Biological process (GO): rRNA methylation
Molecular function (GO): methyltransferase activity
Source: RefSeq, a predicted model, not a curated record